GCUCCUGUUUCUCAGUCGGGUCGGGCUGGCUCUCUGUGCCUCCACAAGCUGAAGGAUGUGGGCUGCUGUGUGCGUCUGCCAUCUGGGGCUUCUGUUUUUAGGGUUAGGAUGGGUGCAUGGACAAAGUCAGACCAACUACACAAGGCCCGUAUUCCUGUGUGGUGGACAUCUUGUGACUGAUUCAGGGUUUGUGGCCAGUGAGGGUUUUCCCUCUCACUAUAAAGCAAACUCCAAAUGCACCUGGUACAUCACAGUCCCAGAGGGUCAUGUUGUGAUGCUCCAGUUCAGGAUAUUUGAUCUAGAGGCAGAUCCCACAUGCCGCUAUGACUAUGUGGAUGUCUAUAAUGGACACUCAUACACAGUCCAGAAACUGGGCCGCUUCUGUGGGACGUUCAGACCCGGAGCCCUGAUCUCGACUUCUAACACCAUGAUGCUGGAGAUGGCAUCUGACAGCAGCACAGGAGGAAGAGGAUUCCUGGCAUACUUCAGCGGAGGCAAGCCACAUGUUGAUGAGCAUCAGUUUUGUGGUGGCAGAUUGACAAAGCCUCAGGGUUCAGUGAAGACACCCAACUGGCCAGAAUCUGAUUACCCAGCAGGCAUCAGCUGCUCCUGGCACAUUUCAGUGGAGUCCAACAUGGUGAUUGAGGUUAAGUUUGAGAAGCUGGACCUAGAGUUAGACACAUACUGUCGUUAUGACUAUGUGACCCUGUUCAACGGAGGAGAAACCGAUGACUCUCGACGCAUUGGCAAAUUCUGUGGCGAUACAGUUCCAGAUGCGGUUGUGACCAAUGGAAAUGAGCUGCUGAUGCACUUUGUAUCAGAUCUGAGUGUGACGGCUGCAGGCUUCAUGGCUCACUAUAGGAGUGUUCCCCGUGGCUCCCGCACACCCACCGCUGGCCUGGACACAGUACACGGGCCACGGGUCAACACUUCCCCAAGUAAACCCACAGCCCCACCACAGAGAGUGAAACCCAAGCCAACACCAAAACCCCCAUCAAGACAAUCUAAACCUGUACCACCACGACCAACUCCUAAACCCAGAUCCAAUCCUGCAGCCAAACCUAAACCUGUCAGACCUACUCCACCUACAAGAAGAUCUGGGUCAAAAAUCACACCAAAACCUGCAGUGAAAGUGACAGCAAAACCGGCGACGAAGCCUACACCUAAACCCGCCAUUAGAACUCAACCAAAACCAACAAGUACAACAGCAAAGCCAGAAGUAAAGCCUGGAGUCAAACCAACAGCAAAGACCAUCUCAAAACCUGGCAACAGAACAGCAUCAAGAACAGCCUCAACAGGCAAUCCUCUGUGUUCCCUACCAUGCAAGAGAAUAGGCACGAUGGUGACCCGCUUCUGCCCCAGUCAUUUUGUGUUGACAGGUAAAGUGACAUCUCUGAGCCCUGGAUCUCAAGGAAGUGCAGAAGUGGAGGUGUCCAUCAUAAAGGUCUACAAGGCAGGCAGACUUCACUUGAGGAAGAGAGGACCCAGCACAUCUGCCACACUCACAGCCACAUGCAGUAAAUGUCCAGUCCUGCGAAAAGGAAUGAACUAUGUGCUGAUGGGCCAUGUGAAUGAUGAUGGUCUUGGCAUUUUGAACCCCUCCAGCUUCGCCCUACAGCAUAAGGCAGUGCAUGAUAGAGCGCUGGCUAACCUGGCAAAGAAAGCAUGCUGACCUCACAGCUAUAACCCGACCAAACACAAUGAGGGAAACAAGCUGAAUCCCACUUGUCCUGCUGGUUCACUUUAUUCAUGAGAUCAAAAUCAGGCAGGAAGAGGUGAAAUCUAAUAAACUCAAUCCUUAAUUAAGAAUUUUGCAUCUUUUUUAUAUAACUGGAAGCGUGCUAUAUGAAAAACAAGAAUAGAAUAUUUUAAUACAGAAGAUUUAUAAAUCUUUGUGAUGUUAUACCGGAUCAUGUUCAGGGUAUAUACAUGAUCAAAUUUCCAGGUUUGUUUACUGUGUUUGUAUUAUUAGGCUAUUGGGUUUGUUUAAUAUACUAUACAAACAUUUUUAAUAUAACACCAUUUGUUGAUCAUUAGUUAUAAUGCUAAUUAUAAUGCUUAAUUAAAGAUGGUAUAAUCUACAUGAAUUGUGUUUUAUUAUUAUUUUUACUUUUAAUCAUAGCUAAAUUACUUUAAAUAAUCUUUGAUAUGCACACAAUAUUAUUAACCAUUAGUCAC
Molecule: messenger RNA, 2178 nt
Organism: Danio aesculapii
Lineage: Eukaryota; Metazoa; Chordata; Actinopteri; Cypriniformes; Danionidae
Gene: pcolceb
Product: procollagen C-endopeptidase enhancer b
Exons: 9
Coding region: 56-1672 (538 amino acids)
Molecular function (GO): protein binding
Source: RefSeq, a predicted model, not a curated record